Molecule: messenger RNA, 615 nt
Organism: Penicillium arizonense
Lineage: Eukaryota; Fungi; Ascomycota; Eurotiomycetes; Eurotiales; Aspergillaceae
Exons: 3
Coding region: 1-615 (204 amino acids)
Source: RefSeq, a predicted model, not a curated record
AUGAAGAAACGGUCUCCCGGUCCGGGUACGGAGGCCAAUCCUAUAGUGGUUGAGGAUGAUGCUGCUUCAGUGGGCUCGGCUACCAUUUCCACUGUGACUCUCGUCGAAGGAGCUUGGUCCCAGAGGACAGACUGUUCUGAUGUAGACACCGAGAGAAUGACCUUGCGGGAAUCCGGGACGGAAUUCUGUAUGACUCUUGCACACGAAGAUGUUGAAGCGCACACGGCCGAGACAUUCUCGACAAUCGAACCGCUAGCCUAUGAACACACAGAAAGCCAGCAAAAUCAUCUCAGCUAUCUUCAGGAAAUUUACUUGGGCACAGAAGAAGUGCUUGAAGAUGGCCCUAAUCCACUAUCCUCUGGUUCAAAUAAAUGCGAUUCUCAAGUUGACGAGGCUAGGUCAGGCAUUCCCGAUGCCGACACCGAGGUCAUAACCUCGUCGGAAUUUUGGGCGAAUGUGGCACACGAGAACGCAGACUUGGCAGUCUCGACAAUUGGACCGCCAGCAUUUGACAAUAGAAUGCUUAGAGUUGAGGUACUAACGCGACCACCGAAACGCAAGUUAUCACUUGAAGACGCCACUUCUAAGCCCAGACGGUCGAAGCGUCUGGACUAA